UGUUAAAAAGACAAAGUACCAGAAAACGGACAAAGAGAAGACACCUUUCGGCUUGGCGAAGUUUCAUUUCCUAUACUUUCCCUCUGUUUCUUGUUUGUUUCUAUCCCUCGAGAAAGUUAGGGUUUCCAAAAUCUUCACUCACAUUUCUCUCAGUUUCUCCACAUGGGUUUCUGGGAGUACCUUCUUGAUUGGCUCCGGAGCUUGUUCUUUAAACAGGAAAUGGAACUUUCCCUUGUGGGUCUCCAAAAUGCUGGGAAGACAUCUCUCGUUAAUGCAAUUGCUACAGGAGGCUACAGUGAGGACAUGAUUCCAACUGUUGGGUUCAAUAUGCGGAAAGUUACAAAAGGGAACGUCACAAUAAAGCUUUGGGAUCUAGGAGGGCAAAGGAGGUUUCGUACAAUGUGGGAGCGUUACUGUCGUGGUGUCUCUGCAAUUGUGUAUGUUAUUGAUGCUGCUGAUCGAGAUAGUGUUCCCAUAUCUCGAAGUGAGUUGCAUGAUCUUCUGACAAAACCUUCAUUAACCGGAAUCCCCGUGCUCGUUCUGGGCAACAAAAUUGACAAAUCGGAAGCUAUUUCCAAGCAAGCUUUGGUGGAUCAGCUUGGCCUCGACACAAUCACUGAUAGAGAAGUGUGCUGUUAUAUGAUCUCGUGUAAGGAUUCUAUAAACAUAGAUGUCGUUAUUGAUUGGCUUAUCAAACACUCAAAAUCUGCCAAAUAAGCAAUGGUUCAACCUUACACAAAAUUUUAUCUUUGCUUACGAAAGAUGAAGUGGGGAACAUGGCAGUUCUACCCCCCCGGGAGUUUCUUUAUCUCUCUCUCAUUUGGCUUCAUCUGUAUCAUUAAAAAGUGUUUCCUAAAGAAAUGGAACUCUUGAGGCUUGUUUGUCAUGUAUUGUUAUAUGUACUUCCUUUUGUUCUUUCAUUGUUUCAGUUUGUCACAAACAGCCGAAUAAACUUAAAACUUUUUCGGGUUUAUCUCAAGGAUUAUAGCAGUGUACCUUAUGCUUGUGAUCA
This is a messenger RNA of Carica papaya (papaya), 1012 nucleotides long. It is a transcript of the gene ARLA1A, whose product is annotated as ADP-ribosylation factor-like A1A. Lineage: Eukaryota; Viridiplantae; Streptophyta; Magnoliopsida; Brassicales; Caricaceae. The record is from RefSeq and is a predicted model, not a curated record. Gene Ontology annotation, biological process: protein transport. Gene Ontology annotation, molecular function: GTP binding; GTPase activity.